GAGACGCCGCGCUUGGUGUGAUAGUUUUUAUUUUAGUUUUUAAGUUUAAAAUUAUUAAUGCCGGUGUCAAAAUUAUAUAGUAGGACACAGCAUUAUAUACGGCAUUCUCAAGAAAGUGAUUUAUUACGGAAAACAAUAGCAAACGUUUUCACUACAGGCGUCUGCAAGCACGAGUAGAAAGCGCCAAAGUAUAGUGUUGCAACUACCUCCUUAUCCUUUACAAACCUACUCAAACAGAAAUGGGACGUAGUCCAUCUCCAUCGCAUCGACGACGUGAAAAAGAGCGUUCUGAACGUAAAAAGCGUCGAGAACGGCGCUCUAGAGAACGUGAAAGGCAGCGGGAACGUGAAACAGGGGCUGGCGGUAGUCGUGCUUUGCGUAGACGUUCACAUGACAGAGGAGGUGGUGGUGGAGGGGAUCGAGACCGGACCCGCAGCCGCAGUCGGGAGCGAGACAGAGCAAGUCGUCGCCGUUCUAGAUCGCGUUCUCGCGGACACCCAUCUACUUCGGCGUCUACGUCGUCUGGGCGACGCGGCGCUGCCGCUGAACGUCCCAAAAUCACAGAAGCCGAUUUGGAAGGUAAAUCACCCGAAGAAGUAGAAAUGCUGAAAACAAUGGGAUUCUGCACUUUCGAUACCACCAAAAACAAGAAGGUUGAAGGCAACGAUGUUGGUGAAGUGCAUGUUAUCUUAAAGCGCAAGUAUCGUCAAUAUAUGAAUCGCAAAGGUGGCUUCAAUCGGCCGCUGGACUUUGUGGCAUAACACGUUGUCAAAGCGCGAACUAACGCGUGUACCCACACAAGUCUAUACACACUGGCGAUAUAUCGACGCACGCUCUUGUACUAAUGUUUUUAUUAUUACUAUAUUUUUUAGUAGUGCGUCUGCUGUAGUGCUCAGCAAUCACAUCUACAGCAGCAUGCACAAGACAAUCCUGCAAUUUUAUGCAAUAGACCGGUUUACAAAAUUCAAUUUUCAAAAUUUCCACCACACAUACCUCAUUAAUAUUUAAAAUAUUAAACUUUUUUUGUAUUGUCCUGUUUAAGUUUUCUCAUAGUUAGUAAGUAAUCUAUUAUAAAUGUGACAUGACUGCGAAGAGUUGAAAAGCUGCCCAGGAGCUGCAUCAUUUGAAACAAGUGCCAAUAUUGGCAGUAUUUAUGCUUUACGAGUUAUAGAGAGGCAUAAUUCCAAAAUAGACAUGCAUAUACAUUUUGUGCUCAUACUUAAAAAUUUAUUGUGAGUUGAUGUUAAUAUUUUGCUUGGAAAAUUAUUUUAAAAAUUUCCGAAGCAGCAAAUUCACUCUUCUCAAUUCAAUCUCGUAAAUAGAGAACAACGAGAUUUCAGUAAUUUUUUUUUUGAAUAUUUAAAGUAAUUAAAAUCACUUGAAACAUGAAAAUUUCAAAUGUUUUAAGGCUGAAAUGAAUUAAGGCGAAAGUACUUACGUUGUUGCCAGUUGCAUCGAUUGCUUUUAAAUAUGAUUUAUAGCAAUACAUACUAUCAAAAUGUAAUUGUUACCAAUUUUUUUUUUUUAUAAAAUGGACAGAAUUUCGCUUCGUUUUGAAUAUCGCCUGAACUCUUGCACUUGAUUCAUUUUAGUUCCAUAAAGUAAAAGAAAUUUGUAAGUCUCACACAGUUGAAUUAAAAUUUUACUAAAUACUUGGUACGUUUUGGCCGUCACGAAAUUUUUUAUGUACAACAAUUACUUGAAGUAUUUGAAAAUCAUAACAAUACAAUACAACAACAAAUUCCCAUAAACUCCUAUAGAAAUACAUAAAUAUAUCCCAGCACGCAUCUCAAUGCAUAACUCCCCCUAGUAUCCUCCAUACACUGCAAUAGUACAAUUUUUUAUCAAAAUAUUUUUUUUUACAAAUAUAGAAACUAUAUAUACACAAAUAACAUAACUGACCCGAACCUUACUUAUCCUACCCAACAUAACUAGCCUUACCCCUACCCCAUACAAUUUUUUACCCAUUCACCCCUCAAAUAAACCCAACUACAAUAGACCAAAUAUGCAAUAGCCAGGGAUUUAUAUAAUUAUUACAAAAAGAUUUGUUACAAUGGUAGUUAUUACAUACAUACACACAUACAUACUUGAAACAUGAAAAUAACUGUAAAAUAUGUAUUUAAACAUUUUUAUACAGAGUAAUAGAGUGUGAAGCUUUUUUUUACUGAA
Messenger RNA from Bactrocera tryoni, 2169 nucleotides. RefSeq names its product U4/U6.U5 small nuclear ribonucleoprotein 27 kDa protein (gene ytr). Gene Ontology annotation, cellular component: precatalytic spliceosome. The record is from RefSeq and is a predicted model, not a curated record. The transcript is spliced from 3 exons. The coding region runs from base 240 to 761 and encodes 173 amino acids. Gene Ontology annotation, biological process: RNA splicing. NCBI's taxonomy places the organism in Eukaryota, Metazoa, Arthropoda, Insecta, Diptera, Tephritidae.